GGGGAGACCCGGGCCCGACCCCUCCCCCGGACGCCCGGCCCGAGAGCGGGACACAGGCGGCGAUGGUGACUGGGCAGUGGCGCGGGGCCGGGUCCUGGGCGGGGAGGCUCGGCGGCCUCUUUCUUUCUCUGCCCCCGCCCCUCUUCCUCCUCCUCCUCUGAGCCCGGCGGCGGCGGCGGCGGCGGCGGCCCAGGUCGGCGCUUUUGCCUCGCCUGCUCCUCCUCCCCCACCCGUGGACCCUCUCCCCACCUCUCCCUCGCCCCCUCCUCUCGCUGCCUCCUCCCCUCUCCUCCCUCCUCCUUCUUCCCGGAGCGGCCGGCGGGCCGGAGAGAGUGGUGGCUGCAGGAGGCGUAACGGAAAGCCCCGGCUUGGGGAAGGCUGCGCGCUCGGAGACGCGGAGCCCGGGCUGGGGGUAAUCAAGCCCCUGACCUUGGCCUUAAAUGACCAGAUUCUUAUUGGUGUUAUUUUGUAGACUUGGUAAACUGGGAAGCAGUCUCGAGUUCACAGCUGAUCUGCAGCUUUGCCUCUCAUUAAGGUGUUCCUUCUCAUCACACAGGUGACAUUUUUCUGAACUUGCUCACUGAGAGUCCCCAGCAUUCUUGCAGAUACACUAGUAGGUGAGGCUUUGGAGGCCAGGCUCCCGAGCUCCGACAUGGCAGCAUGACACCCAGACGGCGCCCCCAGAGGCUGGGAGAAAGGAGCCCCCGGCUGUGGGAGUGAGUGCCCCCCAACAGCGACUGCCUUCCGAGGCCGCCUGUACCUCCUUCCCCACCGGCUUCUUUUAUUAGUAACCCGUGGAUUCCUCUGAUUCUUUUUCCGCCUCGAACACCAAUAUGUGUCAUGUCAUUGUCACCUGUCGCUCGAUGCUCUGGACCCUCCUGAGUAUUGUGGUGGCUUUUGCAGAGCUCAUUGCCUUCAUGAGCGAAGUCUGGCUGAUUGGAAAACCCAAGACCCGCGGCAGCGCUCAGCCCGAUGAGCUGAGCGGCCCCUCGGAGCCCUACCACCCCACUCUGGGCAUCUAUAACCGCUGCAUCCGCAAGUCCAGGGUGCAGAAUGCCACGCAAGUGACAGUGUGUGGGCCCUACGCUGAGAACUUUGGUGAGAUUGCCAGUGGCUUCUGGCAGGCCACAGCGAUCUUCUUGGCCUUCGGCAUCUUCAUCCUCUGCACAGUGGCCCUGGUGUCUGUCUUCACCAUGUGUGUACAGAGCAUUAUGAAGAAAAGUAUUUUCAACGUCUGCGGGCUGUUGCAAGGAAUCGCAGGCCUGUUCCUUAUCCUCGGUUUGAUCCUCUACCCUGCUGGCUGGGGCUGCCCCAAGGCCGUGGUCUACUGUGGACACUAUGCGUCAGCCUACAAACCUGGAGACUGCUCCCUGGGCUGGGCCUUUUAUACUGCCAUCGGUGGGACAGUCCUCACCUUCAUCUGUGCCAUCUUUUCUGCACAAGCAGAAAUUGCCACCUCCAGUGACAAAGUACAGGAAGAAAUUGAAGAGGGGAAAAACCUUAUCUGCCUCCUUUAAUUUGAAAGAGACAUUAAUGCCACUUUCCUCCUGGUGCAACCUUGUGAAACAGUCCACCUCUGGGUUCGUCAUUUGAGUCAACUGAAGAACUAGCCUUAGUACCUACCAAAGCCACAUUCCAUAGCCCCGAGCCUUAAAUGGACCGAUGAGCGACAACAUCUAGCUAAAGAGAGUGACUGCCCAUGAGGGCCGCCAUGCAAAUUACGAGAUGGAACAUGGAAACAGUACAUAAACCCUGACAUGCAGUUGACACUGCAUCUCCCCCGAGGCUCAAUGAAGGAUAAUGAUCAAAACCCUUAAAGCGGCGCUUCUCUGGUAUCAGAUCUUAAGACUGCAAGCCAGAUCUGCUGGCUGUUCUGAGAUGUGCAUCUGCCACAAGCCUGCAGGCCUGUAAGCAUCUCUGCCUCAGAAUGAGGUUUGGUGUUUGUUUCCUCCUGGUUCUUUCAAGCUGUCUUAGUUGGAGACGACACACUUACUGGGGAUAGGAUGUGGGCUAGAUGGCACAGCAAGAUCUCUUGCUUAGCUCACCAAAGGGGUCCAGCAGGAUCAGAGUGAAAUCCUGUAGUGGGAUUGAUUUAUGCGAGGCUGAAUUCCAGGGUCAGGUGAAUCAACUGAACUGUCAUUCUAAGGUUAAAGAAUAAGGACCUGUAAGAUCAUGAGAAUAAAAGUACAAAAUCCUCUAGUGGAGACAUUCAUUCCGCUUCCCAGCUAGCACCAGUACUGGCCCAGGCUCCUCUCCCACCAGAGGUCACAUGAUUCUCUCCCAGGGUUGGGGCUGUGCCGGCUGCCAAAGGAAAGUUCAGUCUGUUUCCUUGUUCCAGGGACAGACUUCUCCAAGCCGGCUGUGGCUCAUUCAGAUGUCACUGGGAGAACUUGCCAGAACCUCAGCACUUGCGGGGAGACCUUUUCCCACUGUUUGGUAACCGCACUGUAGUCAGCUAUCUUUCCAACUCUGACAGCAGCAAAAUGCCAUUCUGUACAUAAAAAAGGAGCUAAUCAUGGGACUAAAGUUUUUCUAGGUACUGGUGUUGAUCCUGAGAGCGGACUGAAAUAACCUUAAGUUACUGCACAUGGUGAGCUGCAUCAAAGGCUUCAUUCCCAGGUAAACAGAGGAGAAAAUUAAUGCAAAGAGAGAGAGAGAGAGCUAGGCCAAGCUCAUAGCACCUGCCUAUACCUGUUUACAAAAAGAAAUCAACUACCACUGUUAGAAAAGGGUUCAGGCGCUUUUAAUCUAGUUUCUAUAAAUUACCAGUGUCAUUGAUUCAGGAAGGUAGUCUUAGCCAUCACCUCAGAUUUACUUCGGAAUGAUCCAAGUGGUCAGAAAAAACCUAGUCUGUUACUACGCUAAGGUCAGAACUGCAGAAUGGUACAGACACACUCCACAGCAGCUUAAGCAAAUAGAAUGGACCUGACAGAUUUCUGGAAGAACUAGAUCUCAUUGGGUUUAUGAAUCUGCUCACUGGAGGGCUUGCUUCAUUUGGAAAAUUUAAUACACACCUUGUCUGGGAAGGGUACUGUGUGUUGAGUGCCACCAAGUAAUAGAACCCUGAUUCAGAUUUUAUAGCAUUGCCCAAAGUGAAUCUCUGAGAGCUGCGUGAGUCUAAACCCAUGAUUGGCUGCAGAAAAACUGAUUGCUUUAUGUACUGACAGAAUGUAACUAAAGUUCUACUCCAUUCUGGCCUUUGGCCUAUUACCAGAAACUGCCUUUUCUUACAGAUUAAGAGCUAAGGGCAAAAAGGGUAGGGGUUUGGAACCAGGCCUUAAUGAGUUCACCAUUCUUAGUCCAAAGUUCAGAAUAAGAAAAUGUAAAUCCAAUGACUUUCUCUGAAAAGAGGAGGGGUAAAUACACAGCAGCCUAGGGUGAGAGCUCAGGAAACAUUAAUCCUGUCUCUGACACCUCACCAAAGCAGGUUACUCACGGCAGCCACUGGGCCAGGCUCCUCUACCCAACGGAGCAUUUAGAUGCUUUAACCAAGUCCCGAUGCCACCACAGGAACUACUUUUCAAAUCCUGGGAUAAUUUUCAUUAAAAAAAUUCAUCACAAAUUGUGUGUUUAUUGUGAUAAAAACAAUUUUUUUAUUGCCAGAAGAUUCACUCAAUUUUUUUUGUCUGUACAUGACAGAAAACCUAUUUUUUCUAACACGAAUUUUACACCCUCCUUACAGACAAGCUGUCAUAAGCCCAGAGGAUCCUCUCAGCAAAUCCCUCAUCUAUAUGCUCGACUGCUCUUUGGUUAAAGUGGUAGUGUCACCCUUACACCACGCUGAUAACAAAAGGCAGAAGUGCAAAUGUAGCCUCUCUUGGUCAGAAGAAAGUCACUUGACAGUGUUUACUUCAUUAGUCUGAGUGCUACAGAACACAGAAAAGCAUAUGCACACACAACCCCAAACCACUGAAGUACUUAAACACUGACUUAGUAAGCAGAGCAGAGAUGGACUUUAUGGGAGAGAGAGAAAGAGGUAAUGUUGGGCCUUUGAAACCUUCAGUCCAAUAGCCUGGCUUUGGUGGGGAUGAAUGUAGCCUCUGAAACCAUGCUGAUCUAGACCAAAACUGCAGAGCUGAUUAAAAACCACUGAGUAUGAGGAAUAUGUUAGAAAGAAAUGUAUUAAAAAUAAUUAGACUGAUUGUUGACCCACACCUAUUUUUCUAAUAAACUUCUAUUAAUCACCUCAGUCUAAAAAUCUAAUAUACCUGGACCAUUACAACUACCAGAAAAGUCUUAUUUAUUUUUGCCUGCAUUUGUGCUUAUUAAAGUUUUGUGAUGAGCUGGGCUUCUCAACUCCAAGAAGGCAGAAAUGAUUGCCUUGGAUUCUGUGGAUUCUUUAAACCUGUGUGCUAAUUCAACAAUGUUACAUUAAUUGUGUAAGGGUUUUUGUAUAAUUUUCAAACAUCUGUGGUGUAAUGAUCUUUGUUAAAACAUGUAAAGUGCCAUAGUCUUUUUAUGUGUAGCAUAUUUAAAACAUAUAUGUGUAUUAUACAUACACAAGUCUGUGUGAAAGAUGUGCAAUAACAAAGGUGUAUGUAUGUUUUGUUUUUUUUGGAAACUGGACAGGUGUCAGAACAGGGAUUGUUUCUGUUUUGGCAGAGGAGAGUUAAACAUUUUUGCCUUUAGGGCCUAGUAUUUAAACCAUAACAAUUUUAAUGCUACACAAACCUAUGUGAAGAAAAGACUGGUAUGAAAUCACUUUUUUCUGGGUCUAGAUUAAUCACUCAGUUUAUGUGAAGGUUAAGCUGGCAAGCCAGGCCCAGUUAAUGCUAGUCUUUCAUGUGAAAUGUGAAGCUGCCCUUAUUGCCUUUUUCUGUUAGUGUGAUAGCUAGUAGCUGGUACAUAAUCACUAAGGAGCUAUUUCUUAGCAUGCUUUGAUGACUGUGUUAAUGCUAGACCACUGUUUAAGGGCUGAUCUCACAACUUCUUAGCCAUAAGAGUCUGGCUUAGAACAGACCUCUCUGUGCAAUAACAUGUGGCCACUGGAAAUCCCUGGCCUGCAUUUGAUUUGGGCAGCAAUGACUCCCAUGGGCCAAACGAGUUAAAGGCACGACUGGGAUUUCUUCUGAGACUGUGGUGAAACUCCUUCCGAGGCUGAGGGGGUCAUUAGGUGCUCUGGAGGAACUCGGCACCACUUGAUAUUCAACAGCCACUUGAGCCAAAUAUAAAAUUGUAUUUACCGCUGAUGGACUCAAUUUGAGCCUCCUAAUUUGUGGUUAUCCUAUUACAUUGUAAACUAAUUAAUACAUUGUUUGUCUAGCAUUGAUUAGGUUCCUGUGCAUAUGUAUUUUCACAGCGUGCUCCCCUCCUCUCCCCAGAUCUGAAUUAAACCAGAUUUUGCAAACUCA
This is a messenger RNA of Phyllostomus discolor (pale spear-nosed bat), 5351 nucleotides long. RefSeq names its product LHFPL tetraspan subfamily member 2 (gene LHFPL2). Gene Ontology annotation, cellular component: membrane. Lineage: Eukaryota; Metazoa; Chordata; Mammalia; Chiroptera; Phyllostomidae. The record is from RefSeq and is a predicted model, not a curated record. The coding region runs from base 834 to 1517 and encodes 227 amino acids. The transcript is spliced from 6 exons.